CGGAGUAUUUCAGUUAACCAUUUGUUUGAUUCAAAAGCCAUAUUUUAUACACAUUUUAACCUGUUUAUUUAUGAGUAAUUUGACAGAAGAGUAAACGAAUCAAUAACGAGAAGCAGAGAGCUUCAGUCUUCUUCGCCGUCGGCGUGCCAGACCGGAAACCCGAUCGACGACUGCUGGGGGUCUUGCGACCCGAACUGGGCGAACAACCGGCAGAGGCUGGCUGAUUGCGGCAUUGGGUUCGGGAAAAAUGCGGUGGGCGGGAAAAGCGGGCUGAUGUACAUGGUAACCGACUCAUCGGACGACUACGACCCCAAAAACCCGACACAGGGCACUCUCCGGCACGCCGUGCUUACAGAGGGGGCGGUGUGGAUCACAUUCCAGGGAGACAUGGUCAUCAAUCUCAAGCACGAGCUCUUCGUCACCAGCGACACCACCAUCGACGGCCGUGGGGCGAACGUGCAGAUCACCGGCGUCGGCUGCAUCACACUCCUGUCCGUCACCAACGUCAUCAUCCACAACCUCCUCAUCUACAAUUGCAAGCCGUCGCCGGAAAACGAUGUAUUGCAGGUGAACCAGCAGCUCACCGAGAAGGUGUCCGGGUCGGACGGCGACGGGAUAUCCGUUCAAAAAUCGAGAAAUGUGUGGAUCGACCAUUGCAUCCUAGCGAAUUGCGCCGACGGGCUGAUCGACGUGACCCAGGGAUCCACCGCCGUCACCGUCUCCAACAACCGCUUCACCCACCACGACAAGGUGAUGCUUCUGGGACACGAAAACUUCGACAAGGACGACAUCGGGAUGCAGGUGACCGUAGCGUUCAAUGUGUUCGGGGAAAUGCUGGGGCAGAGGAUGCCGAGGUGCAGGACAGGGUACUUCCACGUGGUCAACAACGACUACACGGGGUGGGCUAUUUACGCCGUCGGCGGGAGCGGCAGCCCUACCAUCAAUUGCCAGGGCAACCGUUUCACGGCGCCGGCGAACCCUAAUGCUCGGGAGAUAACAAAGCGAAUCGUACAACCAGGAAAGGAGGAUUGGAAAAACUGGAAUUGGAGGUCAACGGAUGAUGUACUCAUCAAUGGGGCAUACUUUGUACGUUCCGGCGAGCAAUCCGACAGUGGAUACAAACAAGCGACCAGCUCAGUCAACGUCAAGUCCGGCAGCCAGGUGGACCAGUUGACAGGCAACGUCGGAGUCCUUGCUCUCACGUCAAAUGGGCUUACCGGUGGGGGAAGUGGGGUGGUGAACAGCAUCCCCGGCAUCAACCAAAUUGACCCCAACACCUUUGUAUACGAAGGCGGCGCUCCAACAGAUAACGGCGCUCCAACAGACAACAACUCUUCAUCUAAAACUCCUAUUAUUAUUAUUGUUGUUCUUCUUGUUCUUUGUGGUGGUUGUACUUUGUAUUUCAUUGCACGUAAGAAAAAAUAAAAGUAGUUGAUAGAAAAGUUAUUACUUUUGAUAACC
Molecule: messenger RNA, 1461 nt
Organism: Cuscuta europaea
Lineage: Eukaryota; Viridiplantae; Streptophyta; Magnoliopsida; Solanales; Convolvulaceae
Source: the annotation of a GenBank genome assembly